AAAACCCUACCUUUUUGUUCAUCUUACAGUCCUUCCGCCGGUACCGUUUCAGCCGAACAGCUCCCUUUCGUUUUCCCUCUCUCUCCGGCGGCUAUACCUCGACGAUUCCAGUAAUAUCGUAGGGCGGCGAACAGCAGCACCUCGCCGACGUCGUUCUUUGGUAGCUUGCGACCUACGGCGGCAAUUUCUUCUCCCUCUCGUCUUCUCCGGCGAGCGACGGACGAAAACACAUAAUUUCCAGCGUCUUCAUCUUCUCUCUGGCGUGCGCAGAGACACACGACGCGGGAACCACGCAACGCGACGCUUCAACACUUCCGCAACGACGGAUGGUUUGUUGGACGGCUGUGCAACCAGCCGACGUGACCUCACGGAUUCGCAGCCAUUUCUGCAUUGGUUAGAGUUUUCAACAGCGUUUUCUUCAGGUUUGAUGAGCCUUGCAACUAAUUCUCCAGCUCACUCAUCUAGUAGUGACGAUUUUGCUGCAUUUCUUGAUGUAGCCCUAGAAUCCCAUUCUUCUGACUCGUCACCAAACAAAAAUGCCGAGGUUGGCAAUAAUGUUGAAAGUUCGAGGAUGAAACGUCGUAAGCUGGUAUGCUCAGAGGAGGACAUUCUGUGUGGAGUUGAAGAGCAAAGUUUAGAAGUAUUAUCAAAGCAACAAUUAUGCAGUCAUCCUGGUUCAUUUGGAAAUAUGUGUAUCAUCUGUGGGCAGAGGUUGGAUGAGGAAUCUGGCGUGACGUUUGGGUAUAUUCAUAAGGGACUCCGACUUAAUAAUGAUGAAAUUAACCGGCUACGCAACAUCGACAUGAAGAGUUUGUUGCAGCAUAAAAAGCUUAUCCUGGUUCUUGAUCUGGAUCACACACUGUUAAAUUCAACCCAGCUGGGGCAUUUGACACCUGAAGAGGAGUAUUUAUGGAGUCAAAUAGAUUCUCUAGAAGAUGUCACGAAAGGCAGCCUUUUCCUAUUGAAUUCCGUGCAUACGAUGACAAAGUUGAGACCAUUUGUCCAUACGUUUUUGAAAGAAGCUAGUCAAUUAUUCGAGAUGUAUAUAUACACUAUGGGGGAGCGAGCAUACGCGUCCGAAAUGGCAAAGCUGUUGGACCCCAAAAGGGAGUAUUUUAAUUCCAAAGUGAUUUCUAGGGAUGAUGGCACUCAAAAGCAUCAAAAAGGUCUUGAUAUCGUGCUGGGUCAGGAAAGUGCUGUUCUGAUCCUCGAUGAUACCGAAAAUGCAUGGACAAAGCAUAAAGAAAACUUGAUAUUGAUGGAGAGAUAUCACUUUUUUGCUUCAAGUUGUCACCAAUUUGGCUUCAACUGUAAAUCUCUAUCUGAGUUGAAGAGUGAUGAGAGUGAAACUGAUGGGGCACUGGCGACCAUCCUGAAAGUUCUUAAGCAAGUUCAUAAUAUAUUCUUUAAUGAACUCUCGGAUGAUUUGGUUGACAGAGAUGUGAGGCAGGUUUUGAAGACAGUUCGAAGCAAAGUUCUUGAGGGAAGCAAGGUCGUCUUCAGCCGAGUCUUUCCGACCAUAUUUCAGGCCGAAAACCAUCAUCUUUGGAAGAUGGUAGAGCAGCUGGGAGGCACUUGCUCAACCGAACUCGACUCGUCCGUGACACACGUUGUCUCAACAGAUGCUGGAACGGAGAAGUCACGUUGGGCAUUGAAAGAGGAAAAGUUUCUGGUCCAUCCACGGUGGAUAGAAGCAUCAAACUACUUCUGGAAACGGCAAGCCGAAGACAACUUCCCGGUCGAGCAAAGCAAGAAACAAUAACACAGGUAUUCAUCUCUUCAAGGGUUGAUUCAAAGUCCAGCUCUUUGGUUCAUGUAGAUGUGUAGAUGCGUUGUGUUGUAAUUUUGGGUAACCAUUUUGAGUUGUGGGUUAUAUAAUUGCAGGGCUGUUACUUUCACCAGUUUGGCUUGUGUUCCUUUUAAACAAAUUCAAGCCCUAUGGUUCUGUAUUUGUAAUUCUUCUCAUGUAUUUAUUGGAGUUUAGAUAAGAACACGUAACUCGAAAGUUUCGCGAAGGAAUCUAGCAGAAUUGAGGUCGA
Molecule: messenger RNA, 2039 nt
Organism: Cucurbita maxima (winter squash)
Lineage: Eukaryota; Viridiplantae; Streptophyta; Magnoliopsida; Cucurbitales; Cucurbitaceae
Product: RNA polymerase II C-terminal domain phosphatase-like 4
Exons: 10
Coding region: 428-1762 (444 amino acids)
Cellular component (GO): nucleus
Molecular function (GO): RNA polymerase II CTD heptapeptide repeat phosphatase activity
Source: RefSeq, a predicted model, not a curated record